Messenger RNA from Vigna unguiculata (cowpea), 1902 nucleotides. Its product is annotated as putative galacturonosyltransferase-like 7. Lineage: Eukaryota; Viridiplantae; Streptophyta; Magnoliopsida; Fabales; Fabaceae. The record is from RefSeq and is a predicted model, not a curated record. Gene Ontology annotation, cellular component: Golgi apparatus. Gene Ontology annotation, molecular function: glycosyltransferase activity.
UAAUUGUGUUCUGGGGCCGUGAAAGAUUUCUAUGGUGGAAAUUGUGAUCUCAAAGGCUAAGCUAAGCUAAGCUGGAAAGAAAGAAAAAAAAAGCCCACCUGUGAGUGUGCCAGAGAGAGUGUGUGUUCAUUUCUCUCUCUUUCUCUCUCCCCUGUGUACUGCUCCGUCCGUGCUGCUGCAGCAGCAGCAACGUGCUUAACCCGUUUGUUUCGAAUUCCAAUAUUGUUAAAAUUAUUAUUGUUAUCAGAGAAAAGGAACAUUGGUUGAAGAGAAUCUGAGGGGAGGGAGGAAGGAAAGAGAAGCAGAGAAGCAGAAGAAGGGAGGAAGAGGAAACAGUGCGCACCUUAGCAUGGAUUCCUCUCCGUCGUCUUCUCUCUCCUCGCUCGCUUCGACCCCACGGCAUCAUCCACUCUCCAAUUGAGAAAGGCACCGAUUCCCAUUCCCAUCCCCACUCUGCCUCACAUAAACCCAACCCUAACUUCCAUCUUCUUCACCCAUUUCAAUUGCAACACUCACAAGGAGAUGUUGUGGCUCAUGAGAUUCUCGGGCUUUUUCUCCGCCGCAAUGCUCCUCAUUCUCCUCUCCCCAUCCCUCCAAUCCUUCCACCCCGCCGAAGCCAUCCGUUCCUCCCACCUCGACGCCGUCCUCCGCCUCCCGCUCCAGACGCCGCCACUCUCCUUCCGCCGCGCCGCCCCAUUCCGCAAUGCCGACAAAUGCGCCUCCAAUCGGACCUCCAUUCCCGAGAACACCAGCGUCUGCGAUCCCUCCCUAGUCCACGUUGCCAUCACUCUCGACGUCGAAUACCUCCGCGGCUCCAUCGCCGCCGUCCACUCCAUCCUCCAACACUCCCAGUGCCCGGAGAACAUCUUCUUCCACUUCCUCGUCUCCGAGACCAAUCUACAAUCCCUUGUCAAAUCCACCUUCCCGCAAUUGAACUUCAAGGUCUAUUACUUCGAUCCGGAGAUCGUGCGCAACCUGAUCUCCACCUCGGUCCGCCAAGCCCUAGAGCAACCCCUCAACUACGCCAGAAAUUACCUCGCGGAUCUUCUCGAGAGCUGCGUGGGGAGGGUUAUAUAUCUAGAUUCGGAUCUAGUUGUGGUGGACGACAUUGCGAAACUGUGGAGCACCAGUUUAGGUUCUAGAACAAUCGGCGCGCCUGAGUACUGUCACGCGAACUUCACCAAGUACUUCACGGCGGGGUUUUGGUCGGACGCGCGGUUCGCAGGCGCGUUCGUGGGGAGAAGGCCGUGCUACUUCAACACGGGUGUUAUGGUGAUAGAUCUGGUGCGGUGGCGGAAGCACGGUUACAGUAGGAGGAUAGAGAGGUGGAUGGAGAUCCAGAAGAGCGACCGGAUCUACGAACUGGGUUCUCUGCCGCCGUUUCUGCUGGUGUUCGCGGGACACGUGUGGCCCAUUGAGCACAGGUGGAAUCAGCACGGGUUGGGUGGCGAUAACGUGAAGGGGAGUUGCCGGGACCUUCACGCUGGGCCUGUGAGUCUGUUGCAUUGGUCCGGAAGUGGCAAGCCCUGGCUCCGAUUGGACUCCAGACGGCCCUGUCCACUAGACGCACUUUGGGCUCCUUAUGAUUUGUACGGACACUCUCAGUGAUUAAGGCAGGGUAGUCGCCGGUAAAUUCCCUCCACUGUUUUGUCACUUCUCUUCAUUUAAUUUAAUUCUCAUUUCGGUCUAUUUUUUCUAUUAUUAUUUUGUUCCCUCUUCUCUGCUCCUCUCCUCUCUUCUCCUCUCCUCACUGUGAACAAACAGAUCAGAUAUUUUUACUUCACCCAUUUUUAUUAGACUUCGUUUCUCAGGCCAUUUGUAUUCUACAUACACUAUCUUCUAUUUUGUGGUUUUUGCUCUGAAAAUAAAUAAGAUAAAAUAAAGAAGCGGGUGGUUCUUUAA